CCUGGGGGCCCGUUUGGCAAGAAAAACUUUCUCAGGUACUUACAUAGGAAAAAAGUGUUUAAAUUAAUUCAUAAAUCGUUAAAAGAUUAAGAAUAUAUUGAACAUUGUCUAAAAAUCGAGUGAUUUGAAUAUUUAAAUAAUUCAGACUAUCUACUAACUGUAGAAGACCAAGUAUAUUGAAUAAUUCUUAAGUGUUUUUUUCAAGGAUUAAGAUUAUUUAUAGGAAACUGCUUAAAAAUUGUAUUUUUCGGAAGAAAAAAUCUGUUAAAUGGGUGAUUUAUUGGUAGAGACUAAUUACUGGAGUACUGUUCUUAGUUUUCUUGCUCAGCAAUACUUUACGGACUCUCAUGUCACUUGUAUUUUGUGGCAUCCUGCAUUCGACUUUCGUCUGGAUACGGUUGAACCGCUACCAUUAAUCAUGAUAGACUCGCAGAGAUGGUUAAACCAUUCAGAAGACAAAGAUGUGUAUGACUACAAAGGGAAACGGGAUGAGCUUGAGGGAAAGGGAAUCGCCUACAACGAUUGGACUCUUAGGCUGACUGUUGCCAUAGAAAAGUCCCACUGUCAGAACUUUUUAGCAUUUCAGGAGCAGAUUCCCGAGUUCGCAAGAUCUUUUUAUUACUCCAGUAUCUACUCCAUUUGGAGAUCGCUGCAAAAUCGGUUUAUUUUUGUUUACACUGAAGAGCUGGUAGAAAAAAAAGAUGACUAUCUGAAUGGGUACAUAUUCCAAGAUCAACCAAAUAUUUUACUGAUAACCUCCGAAAACCUGAACUCAAGCACUUUCGAUAUUAAAACAAACCGAUUUGUUGGUCCACGAGAUUUUAAUCCAAACCCGGGACCUGUUGAAUUUGAUCUACUUCAAAAAUACGAUGCCGAGAAGGAGGAGAUUAUCUGGGACGUUGGGACGAAGAGUACAAUGUUGGGCAAGAUGCGAAACCUUCAAGGGCGAGAGGUUGUCAUUGGCAUCUUUGACUAUAAACCUUUCAUGCUAUUAGAGUAUAAAAAACAGCCUGUUUAUUAUGAUCGCUCCGAAAACACAACUGAAGUAACCAUCGACGGUACAGAAGUGCGACUAAUGAUUAUAUUCUGUGAGCUAUAUAACUGCACCAUUCAGGUGGACACAUCCGAAACCGCCGACUGGGGUGACAUCUUUCCAAAUGCCUCGGGUUAUGGUCUUGUGGGGAUGGUUCUUGAUAGACAAAACGACUACGGCAUAGGUGGCAUGUACUUAUGGUACGAGGCAUAUGAGUUUAUGGAUAUGACCCACUUUCUAGGCCGAUCUGGAGUCACCUGUCUAGUUCCCGCUCCCAAUCGCCUAAUCAGCUGGACCCUCCUGCUCCGACCUUUCCAGGCCGUCCUCUGGAUGUGCGUGAUGCUCUGCUUGCUGCUUGAAAGUGUGGCCCUUUGUGUGACCCGUCGUUGGGAGCACUCUUCAAAUUACAUUUUCAAUUCGUGGACCGGAAGCCUGCGGUUCGGUUGCAUUAGUACUCUAAAACUGUUCGUUAACCAGAGCACCAGCUACGUGACCAGCUCGUAUGCUCUGAGAACAGUUCUGAUUGCAAGCUACAUGAUCGACAUUAUCUUAACAACCGUCUACAGCGGCGGACUGGCGGCCAUCCUAACAUUACCCACUCUGGAGGAGGCAGCAGACUCUCGGCAACGUCUUUUCGACCACAAGCUUAUUUGGACAGGAACUUCACAGGCCUGGAUAACCACCAUUGACGAACGGUCAGCGGACCCAGUUCUACUUGGAUUGAUGGAGCAAUACAGGGUGUAUGAUGCCGCUCUGAUUUCCGCCUUCUCGCACACGGAGCAAAUGGGAUUUGUGGUGGAGCGUAUGCAGUUUGGCCAUCUGGGAAACACAGAGCUCUUAGCAAACGACGCCUUGGAUCACCUGAAGCUUAUGGUAGAUGACAUUUACUUCGCCUUCACAGUGGCAUUUGUUCCUAGGCUUUGGCCACAUUUGAGUGCCUAUAACGACUUUAUCCUGGCCUGGCACUCAUCGGGCCUUGACAAAUUCUGGGAGUGGAAAAUCGCCGCGGAUUACAUGAACGCACGCCGCCAAAAUCGCAUUGUGGCCUCCCAGAAACUGAACCUGGAUAUUGGACCCGUCAAACUGGGCAUUGACAACAUCAUUGGCCUAAUUCUGCUUUGGUGCUUCGGUAUGAUCUGCAGCCUUCUUACAUUUUUAGUUGAGCUGUGGAGAGGUCAUAACACGUCCGUACUUUAA
Molecule: messenger RNA, 2230 nt
Organism: Drosophila gunungcola (fruit fly)
Lineage: Eukaryota; Metazoa; Arthropoda; Insecta; Diptera; Drosophilidae
Gene: Ir76a
Exons: 8
Coding region: 269-2230 (653 amino acids)
Source: RefSeq, a predicted model, not a curated record